Messenger RNA from Gossypium raimondii (Peruvian cotton), 1658 nucleotides. Its product is annotated as probable transcription factor KAN2. Gene Ontology annotation, cellular component: nucleus. Gene Ontology annotation, biological process: abaxial cell fate specification; regulation of DNA-templated transcription. Gene Ontology annotation, molecular function: transcription cis-regulatory region binding. Lineage: Eukaryota; Viridiplantae; Streptophyta; Magnoliopsida; Malvales; Malvaceae. The record is from RefSeq and is a predicted model, not a curated record. The transcript has 6 exons. The coding region runs from base 284 to 1372 and encodes 362 amino acids.
CAUUCCCAAAAACCAUUCCCUUUAUAUAUAUACAUAAAAUUAUCAUAUAAUCAUUGCAAUACUACACUUUUCUCUCAAUAUAUAUUACAUAUAUAUUUAUGUGCAAGUUUUCUUUUGUUGCCCUCUUGAAUUUUUCUUUCUUUAGGUAAAUUAUACAUUCAAAGGGUUUUGAUUUUCUUUCUUCCCUCAGCUACCCAAUAAUCCGUGUUUGUUCAUAUCUUCUUAUUGGAUUCUGUGAGAGAAAGUAUUUUUCAGUGAAACCCUUUUUUUUUCGAGAAUAAAAAUGGAGGAAAAAGGAGGUUUCGAUGAACAGUGUAUGAAUCGGAUUCCCGACCUUUCACUGCACAUUAGCCCUCCCAACACUGCUCCACCAUCGAUUUCCACUGCUACUACCAACGAAAGCCAUUCAUCGACCUUUGAUAUUUGGAGCAACAAACAGUACGAUGCCCUAAAACCCUGCAGCAGCUCCCAAGCAGCUGAAACGGAGCUUUCUUUAGCUAAUCCACUAGGUCCAGUCGGCAGUGGCUUACAACCUGAGAGUUUCCCACGGCAAAUUCAUCUUCUCAAAUGCGGUCAACUAAGUGAUAUAAACUAUGGGGUUUCAUGGCUCGAUGAUAUGCCUGAACCAGGUUUGAAACCCAUCAAGGGAAUCCCAAUAUAUACGGAUCCUCGUAAGUCACGGCCGCUAUAUCAAGUGUCCCCUUAUUCGUCUUAUAAUUGUUCAUCAUCAUCAUCAGCUUCAGCUCCUUGGGUGCUACACUCAGCCAAUGGUUAUAGGUUUAAUGGGAUCUCAAUGCCUCAAUACGAAGGAAGCAUGGGUAGUUCAAGGUUUAUAGCUAAAGUACAUAGCAAAAAGAAUAUAAGGGCACCAAGGAUGCGUUGGACCAGCUCUCUCCAUGCUCGGUUCGUUCAUGCUGUCGAACUUCUCGGUGGCCAUGAAAGAGCAACCCCAAAGUCAGUUUUAGAGUUAAUGGAUGUCAAAGAUCUAACACUUGCUCAUGUCAAAAGCCAUUUACAGAUGUAUAGAACUGUUAAGAGCACUGAUAAAGCUGCAGCAGCUUUCUCAGAUGGAUCAGGAGAAGAAGAUGAAGAUUGUUUGGGUGUAGCCAAAAAUAGCAACAGUUCAGUGAAGCAGAGAUCAACAGAGACAGAAUAUAAUGUUAAUGGCUGCCCCUCCUCUUCUAACCUUUGGGCUAUCUCUUCUACAGGGGUUCAGUUGUCGAGUUCGGGGACUCCGGUUGGGUCUACACCCGAAGCUCCGUCGUCUCAAUCCGGAAACCACUUCGAGGGAAGCAACAGUUUUGCUGAUAAAAAAAGCACAACAGGGUCAAAUAUUGAUUUCCAUAAUCCAAGCUUGGAGUUCAGCCUAUGAAGAUCAGAUUGGCAGGGUGAAGAACAUGGGUGACCAUAUGUUUUAAGGAAAAUGGAGCUAAAUCGAAUCUCACUUUAAAAGAUAAAACUUUGUCAGUAUUGUUUUCUCCCAGCCGAAACAGGUUUGGAGAUGAAGUUGCUGAGCAAUGUUUGAUUUUAAAAAUGAAAUUUGCAUUGUAUUUUCUUAAUUAAUGUAUAUUAUAUUUCUAGCCAAUUAAGCUAGCAAAGAUCCUUUUUCCAUUGUCUUUUCAAGAUUUUAAGUGAGGGUGUGAAAAUUUGACUUUAAA